AUGGACGCGCUGGCUAUCAUGAUGCAGGACCUCCUGACCCAGAACCGUGCGCUGCGCAAGGAGAACAAAGAGCUCAUGGACCAGGUGCGGCGGGUCCUGUGCGAGAAAGCCAACCUGCUGGCCCAGGUGCGCCCGCCCGCCUGCCCGGUGGAUUUUCCCGAGACGUUCAAAGGCGAUUCCGCCCGGCUUCCCGAAUUUUUGAUCCAAGCGGCCUCUUACAUGAGGUUCUUUGAGGCCAGGUUCUCGAACGACACCCUCAAGGUGGCGUUUUUAAUCAGCCGCCUCAGUGGGCCGGCCGAGGAGUGGGUUGUUCCCUACAUCGAGAGGGAGAGCCCCAUCCUGGCGCAUUACGAGGGCUUCGUGGACGCGCUGAAGCGGGCCUUUGGCAGGAACGGGUAG
Messenger RNA from Lipotes vexillifer (Yangtze River dolphin), 399 nucleotides. NCBI's taxonomy places the organism in Eukaryota, Metazoa, Chordata, Mammalia, Artiodactyla, Lipotidae. The record is from RefSeq and is a predicted model, not a curated record.